AUGAACUUUUUAUAUAUCAAAGGCUGUGAAUCAGGUUGGGAUAAAUAUGGUGACAAGUGUUAUUUUUUCUCUACGACAGAAGAAAGAGCUUGGCAAGAUUCAAAGUUGCUCUGUGAAUCGAUGAAUGCAAACCUUGUCAAAGUUGACACAGACCAAGAACAUACAUUCAUGCGUGAUAAACUGAUUGCACUAGGUGGAGACUAUGCCUGGAUAGGUGCUCGUUAUAAUGCAAGUGCCGGAGAAUAUCGCUGGAUUGACGGAUCAGAAAUGAGAAUAGAUGGCUGGGCUCCAGGCAAACCAAACAAUCAAGGCUGCAUCAAUUACUUACGUACUGACAAUUGGCUAUGGAAUUCGCAUGAAGACUGCCACUAUACACCUUGCUCCUUCAUUUGCGAAAAGAAAGCUUGUUAAUAAUAUCUUAAUCAAUAUUAAUCAUACAUCAUGCUUAAAAAAAGAUUAUAAAUGACAUGUUAAGACUUUCAUUGAUUUUUAUCUAUAAAUGUUAAGUGUGUAUAUUUUGAGCAUGUACCAAACUUUCGUUAUAACAUUUACUAUUUGUACAAUAUAUUCAUAAGAACAGUAUGUUCUAAAUGUCCUUGUCAAGACACAUGAAUUAUAGAAAAAACAACUUCAUGACUUUUUUUAAAGAUCCUGUAACACAUUUUUUAUGGUUUUAUAUCAUAAAUAUGACGCUCAAAUUAACAUUUAUCAAUGUGGCAGUUCCAAAAAGCAUUAUUCAUAAAGAUAUAAACGAAUUUAACAUUUCAUGUAAAUAAAGGGAGGCAAUAAAAAAUUAUUUUCUUUCAAGACUAAGUCAAAAUGUUAAAUAAGAGAUGAAUAUUAAUAUUUGCAGUACAUAUUUUACAUAUUCUUCGAUGUUUGAAAAUUGUUUUAUAAGUAUAAUUAUAUACAUAUAUAUAAAUUCAUUUAAGUGUGGUAUACAACCUCAAUUACAACAUCGUAUUUAUUUUUUUAUAUUUGCAUGGAAAAGAAUAUUUAUCAUAAAAUAUGAUGUAAUAAAAACAAACAAAAAAUGGUUGAUGGACAAGAUGCAGGCCAAUAAAUCGUCAUA
Ruditapes philippinarum (Manila clam) is the source of this 1072-nucleotide messenger RNA. Its product is annotated as C-type lectin domain family 12 member B-like. The transcript has 3 exons. The record is from RefSeq and is a predicted model, not a curated record. NCBI's taxonomy places the organism in Eukaryota, Metazoa, Mollusca, Bivalvia, Venerida, Veneridae. Bases 1 to 411 code for a protein of 136 amino acids.